CUUUCAAGUCCCAUUCAUUCUUCGUCUUCCUCCCACACAACCCCCCUGCAGCUUAUUCCCUUGUGCUGGUAACUCAGAACCAGCGCACCACCGCCAUCCCGGCUCAUUGUCUGACCGCCAACGCGCUCUUUCAUUCACUAUUGGACUAGUUCUGGCCGGCCCUCCCUUGCUCGCCAGCCACCAACCACCCAUUACCACCACUCACCUUCAUUCACUAUUAACACUACCACCAUGGCCGACUCAUCGGCUUCGCAACCUCCCCCUCCAGCUGCUGCUGCUGCUGCUCCUACUUCCGCUCCGGCUCCAGCUCCAGCUCCCACAGCGUCGCAAGAUUCCUCCGCGACUGUCGUCCCUAAACAAGAACCAGAUACCGGUGACAACAACCUGGAUGCAUCUAUCGAACAAGACAUCGACCUAAACGCAAACAACACCGCCAACAUGCCGAAUCAGAAUCCCGCUGGCAAUGACGCCGCCGCCGCCGCCGAAAACUCCAUCCCCGCGCCCACCUCCGUGGAUGCUCUGGCGGCCGCCGCAGCGCCUGCCAAGAAAGAAACCAGCUUGCGGGAGUUCAUGGGCAAGAUGGAUGAAUAUGCGCCGAUUAUCCCCGACGCUGUAACAGCCCACUACCUCACUCUCGCCGGUCUCCCGCCUCCGGGUAACGGCCCCAAUCAAACACCACCACACCUCGCCCGCCUCCUCGCUCUCGCAACCCAGAAAUUCAUUGCCGAUAUUGCCGCCGACUCGUAUCAGUACGCGCGCAUUCGCGCCUCCAACAGCUCCUCCGCCAGUAACCCCAUGGGCAGUUUGAACGCCGCCUCGGGGUUGAACAUGCCCGCCGGCGCUGCAGGUGUGGGAUCCGCUGGUGCUGCGACUGGCGUAUCAGGCGGCGAUGCAGGAAAGGGCAAAGCGGGCACGCACUUGGGAAUCCAGAGACCUGGGUUCGGAGGUGGUGGGUCGGGAGGUUCCGGACAGGGACGGACGGUGCUUACGAUGGAGGAUCUGGGUAUGGCGGUGUCGGAGUAUGGGGUUAGUGUCAAGAGGGGGGAGUUUUAUCGGUGAUAUUUUUUCCUUCUUUCCCUUUCCACCUUGGGAAUGCUUUGGGGGGUUUUGUUUGUUGCAAACAUGCUGGAUGUUCAUGGGCAUGGGCAUGGGAAUAUGGGUAGAUCGGGGACGGGGCGGGAUGGGAUGUGCUGUUUUACUUUACUUUUUCUUUUCACCUUUGCUUGCUGGCGUAAAAUACUGGGCAACGGCCGAACGAUAUCCUGCAUGUGGGCCGAGUUUGAAAUAUACAAAAGGCGUUUAAGGCGGAGUUAUCGAGAUAUGAUAUGAUAUGGUAGGAAGGGCGGCAACCAACCCAAAGAAAGAAGACAAUAACUGAG
This is a messenger RNA of Aspergillus neoniger CBS 115656, 1379 nucleotides long. Its product is annotated as putative TFIID and and SAGA complex TAF10 subunit. Gene Ontology annotation, molecular function: promoter-specific chromatin binding; RNA polymerase II general transcription initiation factor activity. The transcript is spliced from 2 exons. The record is from RefSeq and is a predicted model, not a curated record. Gene Ontology annotation, biological process: transcription initiation at RNA polymerase II promoter. Gene Ontology annotation, cellular component: transcription factor TFIID complex; SAGA complex; nucleus. Lineage: Eukaryota; Fungi; Ascomycota; Eurotiomycetes; Eurotiales; Aspergillaceae. The coding region runs from base 232 to 1059 and encodes 275 amino acids.